Molecule: messenger RNA, 959 nt
Organism: Zerene cesonia (dogface butterfly)
Lineage: Eukaryota; Metazoa; Arthropoda; Insecta; Lepidoptera; Pieridae
Product: cyclin-dependent kinase 20-like
Exons: 6
Coding region: 1-939 (312 amino acids)
Biological process (GO): protein phosphorylation
Cellular component (GO): nucleus
Molecular function (GO): ATP binding; cyclin-dependent protein serine/threonine kinase activity
Source: RefSeq, a predicted model, not a curated record
AUGGACAGAGAUAUAUCAAGCUACUCCGUUGUUGGGCGAAUAGGGGAGGGUGCCCAUGGUCUUGUAUUUAAAGCUCGACAUUUACCAACCGGACGAGAAGUUGCUUUAAAGAAAAUCCUCAUCAAAAAUCUAGAGGAUGGAAUACCGGUCAAUGUCAUGAGAGAAAUAAAGGCACUGCAGCUUUUACGAUGUAAAUAUGUAAUUAAACUUUACGACAUGUUUCCGCGAGGAAUGAGCCUUGUAUUAGUAUUGGAGUACAUGUGUUCCGGGUUGUGGGAUAUGCUGCAUCAUAAUCAACAAGAACUUACAGUCCCUAGAAUUAAAUCAUACGCCCAGAUGUUGUUGAAGGGAACGCGGUAUAUGCACGCUCAUUAUGUAAUGCAUAGAGAUCUCAAACCUGCAAAUCUACUCAUAAAUCACGAAGGGAUUUUAAAAAUAGCCGAUUUGGGAUUAGCACGCUUAUACUGGCCUGAUGGCGGUCGGCCAUAUUCCCAUCAAGUCGCCACGAGAUGGUACCGUGCACCAGAAUUACUAUAUGGCGCCCGAUACUAUAGCGAGAAAGUUGAUAUAUGGGCCGUAGGUUGUAUUAUGGCAGAAAUGAUAACAAAGCAACCACUAUUUUCCGGUGAAUCAGAUAUAGAGCAGCUAGCAAUAGUUUUACAGCAUCUGGGCACACCCACAGAAGAAACCUGGCCAGGCCAUUCCGACUUACCCGAUUAUCACAAGAUAACAUUCCCCGAGUCUCCGCCAAUGCCCUGGACGGAUAUAUUCCCAGGGGUCGACCCGGAGGCCAUACAUUUUGUCAAAUCUUUCAUAUUAUAUGAUGAAAAGAGAAGGAUCUCGGCUAAAGAAGCAUUAAGGCAUUCGUGGUUUCGAUCAAAACCUGCACCAGCUUCUUUAGAAGACAUGCCAAAACCAACUGCUAAUAAAUCGAAAUGAAUAAAUGAAAACGCAGUUCA